UCAGGCUUGAUCUACGACGAGACCCGCGGUGUCCUCAAGCUCUUCCUCGAGUCCGUCAUCCGUGACUCAGUCACUUACACCGAGCACGCCAAGCGCAAGACAGUCACAUCGCUCGACGUUGUCUACGCCCUCAAGCGUCAAGGCCGCACCCUCUACGGUUUCGGCGGGUAA
This is a messenger RNA of Tilletiaria anomala UBC 951, 171 nucleotides long. RefSeq lists its product as uncharacterized. The record is from RefSeq and is a predicted model, not a curated record. Gene Ontology annotation, molecular function: structural constituent of chromatin; protein heterodimerization activity; DNA binding. Gene Ontology annotation, biological process: nucleosome assembly. Lineage: Eukaryota; Fungi; Basidiomycota; Exobasidiomycetes; Georgefischeriales; Tilletiariaceae. The transcript has a single exon. The annotation marks the transcript as partial.